CAAAGACAGACAUCAAUUGUGCAGAGUAAAUGAUAUUAACAAUACACCGCACCUAUUACAUCCACCAAUAAAUUUCGAUUCAGUUGUGAAUUUGCUUCGGAGAACAUAAGUUAGGUCGUGUUAUUAUUAAAUAAUGGACAACUUUGGAUUUGUGAGGGAUGAAUUGUAUUUUGAAAGCUUUGCAGGAAACUUUCCUAUAUGUGCUUCACCUUUCGUCGAAAUACAGAAUAUUCAAAGGGGCGAGCUUCCUUCAACCAGGCGUUUCAGCAAGCAUCUAUGUUUUGAACUACAUAUCAACACUGACCGCGGGAGAAUCCUGGUUGCUGUUCAGGGUGACACAAUGAAACCAGCUAUCGUCACCUACCACGAUUUGGGGCUCAACUAUUUAAGUUUCGAGUCAUUUUUUAAUCAUGAAGACAUGCAAGAUAUUUUGGACAACUUCUGUGUCUACCACAUGAAUGCACCUGGCCAAGAGGAAGGUGCUGCGACUCUGCCGGAAAAUUACACUUACCCAACGCUGGAUGAGCUCGCAAGUCAAAUAAAAUAUGUUCAAGCCCGGUUUGGUUUUAAAACAUUCAUCGGUUUGGGAGUCGGAGCUGGUGCUAAUAUCCUCGCUCGAUACGCUAUAAACAACCCAACGAAGAUGGAGGGCCUGGCGCUGAUCAACUGUACAUCGACACAGCUAGGUUGGCUGGACUGGGCCUAUUUUAAAAUGACGUGCCGAAUGAUGCGCAGGCGAGGCAUGUGCGAGUCCGCUGUUGAAUUCCUACUCUGGCACCACUUCGGAAGAAUACCGGAGGAAUGUAAUCAAAAUGUAGUGUCGAAGUAUCGAUACCAGUUCGCAAACCUUCCGAAUCCAGUAAACGUGGCGAUGUUCAUAGAUGUUUUUGGGAAGAGGCAGGAUUUGCGUCUGUCUCGUGAAAGUGCGACCAUGCAGAUACCUGUCUUGAAUAUAGUUGGUGCCUUGUCGCCUUUUGUAGACGCUACGGUCACGUUUAACAGCCGCCUUGAACCUUCUAUGUCUGCUUGGAUGAAGAUAUCCGACUCCUCAAUGGUGCUUGAAGAAGAACCCGGUAAAGCGGCUGAGGCAUUCCGUCUCUUUUUACAGGGCGAAGGCUAUGUGUCACCGAUGCCCAAGAGAAUUUUAUUACCAAGAAGUGACAGCAUUCACGCUGGUGAUCGUCGUCCUUGUCGCCACUCGCCAGUAAUCCGUAUCACUGAAAACCCUAUUUCAGAAGCUGUUGCGUGUUAGACGCUAAUUGUCCUAAUCUGUUAACCACUAGAACGUUCGUCAGUGAAAUUUUCAUAUUUUAUUCAUUUCAUACGUUACAAGUCGAAUAUAAAAACGCUAAAUUUUAUUUUUACGAUAGAGCGUUAGUUUGUUAAGAAAAUUUUGGUGUUGUUUUGUGAGGUUUAAAUUGAUAUGACCGAUACUUCUCCAUACAAUUUUUUAUUAUUAUUUAAAUGGGUUAUUUUUUAAAGAAGAAAUAAACAUGAAUCCCAUUUAUAAAUACUCAAAAUUACACUGUUUUAAAAUGAUGAAAGGGAGAUACAUUGUUAUAUCUACAAUGGUGUCAAUUGGCUUUAUCGGUAUAUAUAUAUUGAAGGUAAAGGGAACUAACUGGUGAAAUCCUUCAAAAUAAAAAGUUUGUGUCCAGUGUGAACACAAGUUAAACAAUAGUAGAAAAUCUACAAUUUAUUCGUACAAUUACUACACUAAAUCCUUAUAUAGAAAUAUUAUAAAUAAAAUAGACGUUACCCGUAUUUUGGUGUUCGUUUUAGUGGUCAACAGAUGUUUAUCAAACUCCGUCUUAUUAAAUAUAUGAUGGAUAAUGUAGCCGCACUAAAUCUACGCACUAUAUACCAAUAGUAAUAAUGAUUCGGUGACAUUUACUACCAGUGGCAAAUAUAAGUGAGAGCCGAAAAUCCCUGUAGAGUAUAUUUAGACAUUUUUAUAGAAAUAGUUUAUAAUUUGAAAUGUAUCACUUAUAGUUGUCACUUCGGAAAUUGUGUUACUAGUGCACAGAUUAAUCGUGACGUUAGUGAAAUAUAAUUAUUUUAAUAUCGUUUUAAGUGAAAUCCACAAAUCAUGGAUGGAGACGUUAACGUCAAAUUUCUUUAAUGGUGAAUGUUUAUUUGAAGAUUAAGAUUCAAUUAUUAAUUAAGAUUAAACAAAUUUGACGUUUACGUCUCAGUAUCGUAUCAGAGAUUCCCGUAUUAAAUUUCCUGUAACUUUUUUACAGUAAAAAAAGAUUAUUAAUCUAUUUUAUCCUACUUCUAUGUUAUGAUAUCAUAUUUUAAGAUAAACAUAAGCCUAUGAAUUGGUAUAGAUUUUUUUGGGGUACAUUAUUUAUGUCAUUUACGGAUAUAAUUAUAAACAAUGAACGAAUCAUUUUUACUACGGUAUUGUUAGAUGGCUUCAAACGUUUUAUUACUGUUAAUGUAGUUAUUUUUUAAUUUAUUCUAUACCAUAAAAUUUAAACCGUAUGCUAUCUUUAUUUAUCGAGUAUUGAAAAUAAGUUGCGAAAAGUGCCUUUCGAUACAUGUUUCCCGUUAUAAAAGAUGUACAAAUGAUUACUUUGCCGUGAAGUUGCUACGUAGUUUAUUUAUAUUUCAGUAUUCCCUUAUGUGAUUCUUGUAACACGGAAUAGAUAAAUGUAGGGUGACCACUGCAGGCGUGAUACAUUAAUUAUUAAAUAAUUGUGAUGUUUCAAGCGACCUUUUUGCCAUUUAUCUAUUCCGUGACUGUUUUCAGUACAUAACAGGCGUUUUGAUUAAGUCUAGACACUGAACAAAUUUUAAAACCUUUUUAUAUUAUUCGCAUUCCAUUUAAAUAUGAUUCGUAAUGUCUUGGAAUAUAAUAUACCUCUAUACAUUAUACAUUUUUGACCAUCUUUCCAUUUUAUAUAAUUUAAGGCAAUACACAUAACAGUACACUUUACUAUCGUAUUUACUAUUGUGAUAAUUGAUUAUAUGAUGAUUUUUAUAACAUUGUUAAAACUUUGCAUAAAUACUAUUUUUAAUUUAUUCAUCAUUUAUUUACUAGCGUAGGUUUUGAUUUACUUUUCCAAAUAUAUUUGUAGCGAUAUAUUUUUUUCGAAUAGCUAUAAGGUAGUUAGUUUGUUAAGUGGGUAUUUAGAAAUGAAGGUAUAUUUCACAGGAUUCAUGUCGCGUCUCUAUCAUAGAGUAGAUCGUUUCAAGAUGUAGCCAAUCUUUAAGUAUAAACCAGCCAAAUUAACUGAAAUUGACAAUUUACAUCAAUCUCAUGUCAGACUAAUUAACAACCCAAAAGACAGUUAUAAUAUGACAAAUCAGGUUGAAAUAUCGAUGUUUCAACUUUCAACGAUAUAGUCAGAUAGUUUAAUUAUUUUCCCACACAUUGUUGUAUAGUUUAGAAGAUCAAAAGGCAAUUGUGGUAUCCUGUGGAAUAUUCAAUCUGUUCGCAAAAUAAAAUUUUAACCCACAUAGUUUACCAAUGAAAGGAGUGUACAUAUCGAAAGAAUAACAUCUUAGAUAGAAAUAUUGUAAUGGCAUGGUAAUAAUGUAUUGUACAGAAUUGUGGUAAUCAAAUUAUAUAUUUUAUUUAAUCCUGGUUACGAAUAUUUAAUAAUGGAAAGUUUAGAUGUACUUAUUAAAAAAAAAUAUUAAUGUUUUGUUCUAUCGAGAGCAUUACAUGUUUUUUUGUAUUAUUAUAGUUCCUUUGAGAUGUAUUUAUCCGAUUUAGUUUCACUCGUCAUGAUAUUAUAAAUAUUUUUUUUACAAUUUUUGGCUGUCAUACCAUAUAUGUGAUAAAUGUAAUUAAGAUAUUUUUGUAUUUAUUAAUGCGUUUUUUAAGUUUUUCAGGUAUUUUUCCAAUGUAUGUUUAAAUAUUUACCUAUUGUUUAUUGCCAUUGUGAUGAGGCAGGUCGUUGGAAAUGUAAAGGAUCUUUAGUAGUUUUAGUAGAGGUUAAUGUUCGUUGAGCCUAAAGUUUUUGUCGAAAGCAGACAAUUGCACAUUUCAAGUUCCAUUAUAAUGUAAUAAAAUGGUUUUGU
This is a messenger RNA of Pieris rapae (cabbage white), 4032 nucleotides long. It is a transcript of the gene MESK2, whose product is annotated as protein NDRG3. Gene Ontology annotation, cellular component: cytoplasm. The transcript has 8 exons. The record is from RefSeq and is a predicted model, not a curated record. Lineage: Eukaryota; Metazoa; Arthropoda; Insecta; Lepidoptera; Pieridae. The coding region runs from base 134 to 1252 and encodes 372 amino acids. Gene Ontology annotation, biological process: signal transduction.